GAAGUGGUGUGCGAUUUGCCUGGGAGUAUCAACAACACCAAAACAGGAACGACAUCGAUUGGGAAUAUUUUGAUUUACUGUAAUCAGUUUAUUUUCACAAAUGAAACGCUGGUCUACCCUUGUUGGACGUUUCAUCAUGUUAGCACCAGUUAGAACUGUGAGCACUGAGAGUAGGAGAUGUCCUCUGUUAACUGUUCAGCCAUGUCGAGGAAUGGUGGACGAGAAAAUUCAGAUUAUCAUAAGGAAUUUACUGCCCAAUCAAGAGGUAACGCUACACUCUCUACAUCAGUCUGAAGAUAAGGACUUCUGGGAGGCUUUUGGACACUAUAUCAGUGAUAAACAUGGAAAAGUAACAGUGGCAAAUGAUGUAAGUUUGGGAGGCACGUAUGAAGGCACAGAGCAGAUGGGUUUGCUGUGGAGCCUAAGGCCUGUACCAGGAAGUAGACCUGCUCUCAGGUUGCGCAAGAAGAAUGUACUCACACCGAUGGUAGUUAACAUAUCAGUCUACAGUGGGCAUCUGUCUCAAGGAUUCAGUCAGACCUCUGCGCUGGCCAGGACUGUCACAGAGCGCUGGUACAUGGCACCAGGUGUACAGAGGGUGGACAUAAGAGAGGGCUCUGGGCCAUAUCCAGGAGUGCUGGACCUAUGGGGAGGAGGUGGUGGAUUGAUUGAAUAUCGCUCUGCUCUGCUUGCAUCUCAUGGUUUUGCAUGUAUGGCACUUGAAUACCUCGCUCCAGCAAUGCUGAAAUUGACUGAUGUUAAUAAUACAUACUUUGAGAAAGCAUACCAGAUCUUGCAAAAUCAUCCAUUAGUACAGAAGGACAAGAUGGCAAUGCUAGGGUUGAGUUUUGGAAGUGCCAUCACAUUCAGUAUGACUGCCUACUCCAGAGUCAUUAAGCCCCAGUGUUGUGUGUGUAUCAGUGGAAGUCAUGUGGUUCCUGUUGAUAAAUGCCUCUUCAAAGUCAUUGAGGACUUCACAGGUCUUGUGGAUAAAGUGCCAGUGAAUGAGGACAACCACUUAAUACACAGAGACAUGCUCUUGCCGAUUCCCUCAGACCCAGCUCUCAAAGUAGACGUUGGGAGAAUAAAGUGUCCUCUUUUGUUGGUAAAUGGAACUGAUGAUCAGAAUUGGCCUACUGUUGAAUCUGCUGAAGACAUUGAGAUGAUAAUGGAGAAAGCAGGAAAUCGACACCUGCUGACGGUCUUGACAUACCCUGAUGCUGGUCAUCUGAUUGAACCUCCAUACACACCUCACUUCAGAGCAAGUAACUUCAUCCUGUAUGACACGAAGAAGAAAGUUGUCAUGCUGUGGGGUGGACAAACUAAACCACAUGCAUACGCUCAAGAGGACUCAUGGAAGAAGAUUUUAGCAUUUUUACAAGAGCACCUCUACAGUUCAAACGUUAAGGCCAAACUGUAAUUCCUUCAUUUGAAACUGUGCUGUAAAGUAUGACCAACUAUAUUUCAAAAUGCUGUUAAAUGCAAUGAUGAUGCUGCCAGUACUUGAUGUUACAUUUCACUUUGGUACUUGUAUUGAAUAAAAGAGGAUCUAAAGUAUAUUUUUAAGUAAUACUUUUGUAGCAGACACAUGUCAUAAUGCAUUAUUAAUGAUUGUAAUAAUUAUAUAUGUAUAAAGAAACGAGUCAUUACAUGGUUGUGGUAACAUUGCCAAAUAAAUGUAUUAGAUUUUGUUUGUAGAGAAAGAUACUUAGCCUUAAUUUUGAUACUACAUUUUCUGCUUCUGUAACAACAAUCUACCUCAGCUUAAAAAUAAAAGCAUAAAUAAUAAUUUGAGAUUAUUUCAUCUAAUUUAGUUGGAGAACAAUAAUGUCUAUUUUCUAAAGUGAGUAUAAUGAUUGUGAGUGUUUUAAACAGGAAAUUAUGUAUGCAAUCCAGAAGAUUUGAAAUAAUUUGGAUGAAUUUGAAAGUUUUUGCUAUAACAGAAGUAUGUUUUAUUUGUACUUAUGGUGAAUCGCUGAAUGAGUGACUGUCAUAGUAUUUAUGGAUGUAAUUAAAUAUUGAAUAAUUAACUUGUAUGAGUUGUAAA
Molecule: messenger RNA, 2047 nt
Organism: Danio rerio (zebrafish)
Lineage: Eukaryota; Metazoa; Chordata; Actinopteri; Cypriniformes; Danionidae
Gene: acot14
Product: acyl-CoA thioesterase 14
Biological process (GO): acyl-CoA metabolic process
Molecular function (GO): thiolester hydrolase activity
Source: RefSeq, marked validated